CAGUUUUUAAUUUGCAUUAACCAAAUUAUAAAAUGCAAUCUUCACCUGGUAGUCCACAGUCCGGGAAAAGGGAGGCAAAAACUGGUGAAUGGCAGUUAUGGUGUAGGAUGUGUGCAAAGACCGAUAUUCGAAAUAAUACAAAUGUGCUUCUUAAUGAGGAUCCUUUUAGAGGCGGUGCUAAUCAAGAAAUAACUUUAAAGGAGGCUAUUGAACGAUUCUUCGCAAUCAAGAUUUCAAAGGAAGAUUUACUACCAAAAGUAUUAUGCUCGUACUGCUUCACUUUAAUAACAACAGUGACCAAAUACAAUGAUCGGGUAUGUCGAGUGCAAAGAAUGUUUAAUGAUUUAAUUUCUACGUUUCGAGACACUUAUUGCGAUUUGGACUCUGUACGUUUAAAAUUUGGAAUAUACGAUGAGAGCAACCCAUUCAGCUUUUCUGUGCCAGAACUGCAAUGCAUUGCAGCAAAUGAAAUUAAAAAACCAGUUGUCAAUGAUGAACAAGAGGAACUGCUAAGUGAUGAAAAUUUAGAAAUAUCAUCACGUUUUACGCGAAUAAAAGAAGAAGCUAUUGGCGACGACGUAAAAAGGAAAAAGUUGGGAGGAGCUCUUUUAAUAGAAGAGUGCCGCGAAGUACCCUUUUAUGAAGAUUCAAAUGGCUUUAAAAGUUCUGAUGAAAAGGAAGAUCCUUUCAGUAGUGCGCAAGAGGAAAUGGAUUACAACAUUGGAGAAGAUAUUAAAAAUAUUAAAAAAUUAAGGAGCUUUUCCAAACACAAGCGUAAAAGGGAAACAGAUGGGGAAUGUGAUAAUCACAAUGAAAAUACAGAAGUCGGGUAUGCAAAAACAAAAAAAAGAAGAAAGAAAUCCCAAGGAAAGAGCAAGAGUAAUUGUCAAGUCAAAAGACGUGGGAUUAAACUAAAUAUCCCCUGUAAGGAAUGCAAUCAAAUGUUUGAUUGUUUCCCUACGUAUCGUCAACAUUUAAAUACAGCUCAUGGGCAAGACGACAAUUUGAAAGAUUGGAAGUGUCCUUUAUGCGGCAAGAUCUUAACGUCUGCAUCACGCCUUGAACAACACGUGAAAAGUCAUUUAGAAAACAAGCGCGAGUUUCGAACUAAAACAAUAAAUGUUAAAUUAGAUAUAACUUGCAGAGAAUGUAGUGAAAAGUUCGAUUGCUUUGAACAAUAUCAUCAACAUUUAAAUUUGGCGCAUGGCCAACUUGAUAAUGUGAAAGAGUGGAAAUGUCCUUCAUGCGAAAAAGUCUUGACCUCCGUGCAUCGACUGGAACAACAUUUAAGAAGUCAUGUGCCGCGAGAACCUAAAAUGUUACCAUGUUCAAAAUGCGGAGCUCAUUUUCCAACAAAUGGUCGCUUAAAUGCGCACAUCAAGAACAAGCAUAAUACCGAACGUUUUAUGUGUGAAGAAUGCGGCCUGUGUCUAAGCACUAGUUCCAAUUUAAAAUUUCAUAUGUUAACGCACACGGAUAUUGCUCCAUUAGAAUGUGAAGUGUGUAAAAAACGAUUCAAAUAUGCGCGACGUCUAAAGAUUCAUAUGGAAACGCAUGACUCCCAGAAGCAUAUUUGCAAUAUAUGUGGUUUACAGUUAAACACUCGAAUCACUUUAAGACGGCAUAUGGUGGUGCACAAUGAUAUAAUGAAAUAUAAAUGUGACUUUUGCGGUCGUUCGUUCAGGCAAAAGAAAACCUUAAAGUAUCAUUUAAUAUCACACGCAGGCCUCAAGCCGUAUACAUGCGAUUUAUGUGAUCGUGCCUUUACUAACGGUGCCAAUUGCCGUUUACAUAAGCAAAAAGUUCAUCCUGAGGAGUGGGCUGCUUUAGAAGCGUCGGGCCGUACUAAAAACAUAGUUCAACGUUUGCCUAAUAUUGAAACAUUAAAAACAUUAACAAGAGUAGCUGGUAAUUUGACAUCCUUAAAUAUUAAACAAGGCGCGAAUUUUCGUCUUGAUAAUAGCUCUAGAAAUCCGAACGAUAUAGUUGAAAAAGAACUAAUCAAGCAGAACUGCGAGUGUGAAAGUGAAGUAGUGAGAAAAAAAUCAAGGAACAUUGUAAACGUUAAGAGACUGGGCCGGGAGGAUCAUCCAAAAAUGCAAUCACAUAUUGCAAAUAUAAUAUCGAAGGAUAUAAAAGAAUCCACCAGAAUAAAAUGGCAAUUAUGGUGCCGUUUGUGUGCCAGUAACGAUUUCCAAAAUAAUAUUAACAUCUUACACGACGAUGUAAAAUUACUAGGCAUUAAUAAAGACAUGCCGCUCAGGAAGGCUAUAGAAAAAUAUUUCCAAAUUCAAGUUCUGCAAGAUGAUAUAAUGCCCCGGAUGGUAUGUUCUGAUUGCUUAAGCUUUAUUGACUGCCUGGUUUCCUUUAACGAGCGUAUACUUAAAGUACAACAGAUGUUUACUACUUUAAGCUCCACAUCUGAACAAGAACUUGGCGAUUUGGAGCAAAUACGGUUGAAGUACGUCGUGUUUGAUGAUAAGGGCGAUAAAAAUUAUUCUCAGCUCUCCUUAGCUGAAGUCCACUAUUUCGAAGCAAAGAACGAAAUAGAUAUUGAAAAAAAUGUUGUAAAUAAUGAGACUCCAGAAGGUUAUAAUUGUCAUAUGGAUCUAAAAAAAGAAAUUCACGGAGAAGCCCAAGUUAUUAAUGAGGAAAUUAUGGAUGUUGAAGAAGAAGGAUACCAAUGUAGAGAAGAAGCUCUGUAUGAUGUUAUUGAAAAAAAUUAUCAUGGUCAUGGCGAAGAGAAAGAUCCUUUCAGUAACGUCGAAGAAGACAAGAACGAAGAAUCUUCUGCAGGAAUAAAGCGAAAAAAGUUAAAGAAGCCGAAGCAUAAGAAUCAUGAUGAAUUACAAAAAGAUAUUAAAUUAAAUGUCGAAUGUAGGGAUUGCAACACACAUUUUCAGUCAUUUCGGCUCUACAGUAAACAUUUGCGAGAAGUGCACAGGCAAGAAGACGCUUUAAAAGAAUGGAAGUGUCCUACUUGCGAAAAAAUUGUGAGUACGAGUUAUCAUUUGGAACGUCAUCUUAGAACUCAUGUACCGCUGGAAGAGCGAAAAGUUGUAUCAUGUUCCGAAUGUGAUAAACGUUUCUUUACUAAUACUCAACUAGAAGCUCACAUAAAGUAUAGACAUAAAAAUGAAAAACCUUUUAUCUGCGAAGAAUGCGGUAUAUGUCUGCGCACAAAUGCCAAUCUCAGAAUACAUUUACUAACGCACACCGAUAUAGCACCGUUUGAAUGUGAGGUCUGUAGAAAGAAAUUCAAGGAUCGUACUAGGUUAAAGACGCAUAUGGAUAUACACAGUCCCAACAAGCAUGUUUGUGCUAUGUGUGGGCUACAAUUGAAUUCUCGGGCUACGCUAAAUCGGCAUUUACUGGUGCAUUCCGAUGAGAUGCAACAUAAAUGUGAUUAUUGCGGUCGCGCAUUUAAAAGAGCUAAAGCUUUGAAAAACCAUCUUAUACUUCAUACGGGGCUUAAACCCUACGCUUGCGAUUUUUGUGAUCGCACUUUUGCCAAUGGUUCCAAUUGUCGUUCACAUAAAAAGAAAAUGCAUCCUGAGGAGCUUGCGGCAUUGGAAGCGUCCGGUGGAGGAAAAUGUUACACCCGAAAUAUACCCAAACUAGAAACCCUAAAGGCGGUAACAAAAGGAGCCGAUAACCUAACACCGGUAGUUACCAAGCAAAGUGGUUGUUUUGCGUAUAGCAAGAAAUCUAAGCAAACUAAUGCAGACCACUCUGAUCGUUUACGCAAACCAAAAAUUAUUUCAAUGCAGUCAACAACGGUAACAGAAGGUGGACCAACUUCCAUGAAUAGUUCGAAUCUUGAAAAUUUAAACCUAAGUAAUAUACCGCAAGUCGGUUCCAACAAUACGGACGCGCAAGUUCAUGAGACAAAUGCAACAGCAACAAAUCGCGAGCAUAUACCAAAUUUCGAUAAAAUUUACCAGCAUCUAAUGAAACGAACAGUUUCCGGGUCAACGCAAUUAUCUUUGAAUAUUAAAAGACCACCUAGUGAAAUAUCUUUAAUAGAAACAGAGUCACACGAAACGCAAACACAGACCCAACAUGCGCAACCUGAUAGCGCCACAUGUUCACUGGGUAGUCAUCCCUUUUAUGAUCAAAUGCCCCAACAAUUUAAUCAUAAUUAA
Messenger RNA from Glossina fuscipes, 4145 nucleotides. RefSeq lists its product as uncharacterized. Gene Ontology annotation, biological process: regulation of transcription by RNA polymerase II. Bases 33 to 4145 code for a protein of 1370 amino acids. Gene Ontology annotation, cellular component: nucleus. Gene Ontology annotation, molecular function: RNA polymerase II cis-regulatory region sequence-specific DNA binding; zinc ion binding; DNA-binding transcription activator activity, RNA polymerase II-specific. Lineage: Eukaryota; Metazoa; Arthropoda; Insecta; Diptera; Glossinidae. The record is from RefSeq and is a predicted model, not a curated record. The transcript is spliced from 8 exons.